Molecule: messenger RNA, 408 nt
Organism: Fusarium odoratissimum NRRL 54006
Lineage: Eukaryota; Fungi; Ascomycota; Sordariomycetes; Hypocreales; Nectriaceae
Exons: 1
Coding region: 1-408 (135 amino acids)
Source: RefSeq, a predicted model, not a curated record
AUGACUGGAGCUCCUUGGAUGCACUGCCAUGAGACUGCACUCCUCGCAUUGAUCCUUCGCCGUCUUGUCCUCCACUAUCUGAGAGACUCCAAUCUCUAUGAGGAGUUCAAGACACUCAUCGUCGGAUAUCGCAUCAGUCAUGCUGAAGACAAGUGGUGGACGCAUGUUUUCAAGCUUGAGGAAGUUUACAUUGAGAACUCAGCUCGUUACAACAGCGUUUUGGAAUCGAUCGUCGACUUCAUGGGCCCUGACUCGACAACUUUCAUUGCGUCUGCACGUACCCUUGCAUCAUUCAGCGUACUUAGCACCAUGGAGUGUGGUCUGAACAAUUAUUACCGGCGUUUUGGGGGACGUUCUUGUCGCCACAAGCAAAGAACAACGAGCUACCGGAAUGGGGGAAUGUCAUGA